This is a messenger RNA of Taeniopygia guttata (zebra finch), 2351 nucleotides long. The record is from RefSeq and is a predicted model, not a curated record. NCBI's taxonomy places the organism in Eukaryota, Metazoa, Chordata, Aves, Passeriformes, Estrildidae.
GACAGGGUGGACACGGACGCGAUGGGGUGGACUUAAAGGGGCAGUGACACGAAGGGAUGGAGACAGGAUGGUCAUGGAGGGACACGGAUUUGGGGAUGGACACGGAGGGGCACCAAGGGGGUGGCCACAGACACGCGACACAGAGGGACACGGAUGUGACGGGUGUAUGUAGACACGACGCGGUGGACACAUGCAAGGGGUUGGGCGUACAUGGGCACAGACACGACGGGGACACACGGACACGAGGGGGACACACGGACACGAGGGGGACACACGGACACGAGGGGGAGCAGGUAGUCACGAAGGGACUCGGACACCAGGGGGCGGACACGGACACGGUGUGACACGAGGGGACACGGUGGGAACACAGAGGGACAAGGAUGGACACAGGGGGGUGGACGUGGAGGGACGUGGACACCGGAGGGGGCUUGGACACGGGGAGUGGACACUCGGGACACCGAGCUGCAGACACCGGCAUGGGGACACCGGCAUGGGGACACCCACCCUGCCAGGGGACACAGCCGCAGAGUCCCCCCGCUCCCACCCGGCCUUGGGGUCCCCGCACACUCGGGGGUUCCCCGUCCUGCCGGGGGGGGUCUGUGAGCACACCCACCCGUGAGGGUGUCCCUGUGUACCCACGCGCGUGUCCCCCACCCCUCGGCCCACCGGGAUGCUCAGCCAGUGCCGGGGGGAUGCUCAGCACCCCAAGAAAGGAGCGGGGGUCUGGCAGGGGUCAGGGGGUGCUGACUUGGGGGUGCUGCCCCCCUGCCCCCCCCGGGCCGGCUACGCCCUGGCAGGGUGACACGGGACAGCCGGACCCGCCUGUUCCUCUUCCCCGCAGCAGAGCGGCCGAGCGCAGGCUGCCGCCGCUGGGGAAGGACCAUGGGGCUCCCCGCGGCCCCGCUCGUGCUGCUGCUGCUGCUGCUGCAGCCCAUGAGCUCCCUGCUCCUCCUGUCCCCCUGUUUCCCUCUGCUGCUGGACAUCUCCGAGGAGCUGGACCUGAGCAACAGGAGCAGCGGCUGCGCCGAGCUGGACUGGAGCCCGUUCCAGCGGCACCGCCGGCUGCUGCUGAGGCACAACGGCAUCGAGGCCCUGAGCCCCUCGGCCCGCCUCGGGCCCGCCCUGGAGGAGCUGGACCUGGCGGAGAACCGGCUGCGGGAGCUGCCCCGCGGCUUCUUCAGCAACGCCACCGCGCUGCGGGAGCUGCGGCUGGAGGGGAACCCGCUCCGCGCCCUGCCCCGCGCCGCCUUCCAGCCCCAGCUCCGCUCCCUGUCCCUGUCCUGCCGCUGCGACCUGCUGGCCACCGUGGUGACCCUCUGUGCCCGCUCGGGGCUCCGCUGCCUGUGCUUCACACCGCCGCCCCAGCAGCAUCCCUUCAACGCCACGGAGUUCCACGCGCGGCACUGCGGGCUCGGCGCGGGGCUGGUGGCCGCGGUGGCCGCGGCGGUGGCCGGGCUGGUGGCGCUGGCGGUGGUGGCCGCGCUUUGGUGGCGGCGGAGGAGAGCGGGGGCCGCGGUGGGCGGCGUGGGGAGGGGGAAGCAGAAUCCCACCGGGAACCUGCGGCAGCCCCGCUACAUCAGCCGCGACACCGGGAGCGGCCCCGCCGAUGUCGCCGAUGUCCCCGACUACGAGAACGUUUUCGUGAGUCCCGGCACGGCCCCGGGGGCUGCGCACGGGUGGGCACCGGCGUGGCGGGAGCCGCGCUACAGCCCGCAGGUCCCUCUGGAUGAGGAUUAUUUCCUGGAGAGCGCGGCCGAUCCCGGGGCUCAGCCCAUCUACGCCAACACGCUGGGCCCCACCGAGGACAUCUACAUCGUUCCUGCCCACUGAGGGGCUGGGGGCGCACGGGGGGGGCUGGGGGACCCUCUGUGUCCCCCUGCUGCCCUGUCCCCGUGCCCCAGCCCGGAGGGGACGGGGACAUUCUCCAUGCACAUCCUGCGGGGACGCCUCUUGUGGGGGAUUUUUGGGGCAGCCCCAGUUCCCCCCUCGCCCCGGGCUGAGCUGACAUUUCCUGCGGGGCCGGGGCACGCGUGGGGUCCCGGGGGCGGCUGGAGCAGCUGGGGCUGAGCACGGCCGUGGUUUCCUCUUCCCCUUUUGGGGCCGUGGGGUGCGUGGGGUGCCGCUGGCCUGGGGACGUGCUGGCGGUUGGGGACAUCCGGUGCCACCUGCUCGGGCUUUCCUGCUAAAUCCGCCACUUCGGGUACAAACAAAAAGCUUUUCUUCAAUCCUCCUGGUGGCACCGCCAGCUCUUGGGUUCCAUGGGGACCCAGGGACCCCGUGGCUUGUCUGGGUGUCCCCUCAGUCCCUGAGAGGCUUCACUGUGCCCCAUUAAAUGGCUUAAUUAUCUCUAA